Oncorhynchus masou masou (cherry salmon) is the source of this 774-nucleotide messenger RNA. RefSeq lists its product as uncharacterized. The coding region runs from base 1 to 774 and encodes 257 amino acids. Lineage: Eukaryota; Metazoa; Chordata; Actinopteri; Salmoniformes; Salmonidae. Gene Ontology annotation, cellular component: cytoplasm. The record is from RefSeq and is a predicted model, not a curated record. Gene Ontology annotation, molecular function: heme binding. The transcript is spliced from 7 exons.
AUGCGGGUUUAUCUUGCUGGGUUGGUUGGCUUGCUGCUCAUCUUGACUGCUGACGCUAGAGUUGGGAACUCCUCUGAGUCUAGCUUCUGUACCGAGACAAAGGAAUGUCUGCUCUGUGAUCUGGUUUGCAAGAAUGAUGAUUAUGAGGGAGUGCGCCACUAUGACUCAGUGAAAUGGGUGUCGACAGACAAGGAAGCCCACUUCAUGGAUAAGGCCAUAGUCACCACAUUCAUGAGACUCUUCAAAUACAUCACCAGAUCCAACAAGGCUGGCAUCAACAUUGACAAGACAGUCCCAGUGAUUGUCGAGGAGACGAAGAGGAUUUCACGGUCAUUUGUUUACACCCUCAGCUUUGUCAUGCCAUCUGCCCAACACAUGACUCCUCCCCAAUGCACUGAUGACAAGGUGGGAGGCUCCAGCAGCACAGGAGAGGAGGAAGGCUCCGGCAGCACUAAACAGGCGGGAGACUCCAUCAGCGCUGUAGAGAAGGAAGGCUUCGACAGCGCUGAACAGGCGGGAGGCUCCGGCAGCGCAGGAGAGGCGAGGCGCACUCUCGGUACCACCAAUGCCGGCACCACGCACCAGGCAUACAGUGUGCCUCGGCAGUCCAGAGCGUCCGGCGACAGUACCCAGUCCAGAGCGUCCGGUGACAGUCCCCAGCUCGGAACCUCCGGCGACAGUCCUCAGCCCGGAACCUCCAGCGACGGUCCCCAUCCCGGGGUCUCCGGCGAUGGGCCACGGAACACCUCAACAAAGGCGGAGGGACCAGUGUAA